AUGGUCCUUCGAGCCGGAGAACAACAGACAGGAACUUCCGUGCUAACAACCACGGGGAAAAACAACACCAAACCUUUAGUGGAUUUCAGAGAGUUCUGGGCACUAGAGCAUAUGGGGAUAACCCAGGAAGAACUGGAAGAUCCCGGAUUUCUAAAAACGUAUCAGAAUACGAUUAAGAGAAAUAUAGACGGAAGAUAUGAAAUCUUAUUUCCGUUUAGAAACAACCGUAGAUCGGUUGAGACGAACAAGAACAUAGCCUCAAUUAGGCUGACAAACCUUCUCAGGAAGAUGACGAAAGAAGAGAAGGUUGAAUACCACAAAAUAUUCGUCCAAUACGAAAAGGAUGGUUACAUAGGAGAAGCAGACAAUAGCUAUGACGGGGUCUGCACCUAUCUACCACAUAGACCAGUCAUUAAAACGGAAGCCAAAACUACGAAAAUUAGACCCGUUUUUGACGGUUCCGCACAUCAGCAGAAUAAACCGAGUAUCAACGACCUGCUAGAAACUGGACCAAACUUAAAUCCAGAGAUCCUGGCAGUAUUGCUACGGUUCCGGCAGAACAAAAUCGCCUGGACGGCAGAUAUAGCGCAAGCAUUCCUACAGAUAGGAAUACAGGAAGAACACGAGCAGCUAAUAAGGUUCCUAUGGAUCGAAGACCCCGAUCAAGAGUCGGCCAGAGUUAAGGAGUACAGAUGGAAACGAGUACCCUUUGGACUGUCAUGUAGCCCCUUCAUUUUAAGGGCUGUGAUUUUGAAAUGCCUAGACGAGCACCAGUCAGCGUUUCCAGAAUUGACAAAGCAAUUGGGACACCAGUUAUACGUAGAUGACUGGUUGGGGGGAGCUGAUAACAUCAGCGAAGCUACCCUACUGAUAAAGCAAGCGAAAGAAGUGUUCCAGUCAGCCAAGAUGGAACUCAGGAAAUGGUCGACAAACAGCAGCGAGUUACAGAAGACUCUAGAACACGUCGUGAAAUUCCAACAGGAUAUUGUCGGGAUGGCAAACACAGACACUCCCAUAAAGGCAUUAGGGGUAACAUGGGAUCCCUUAACAGACAAUCUACAAUUCGAUCCACAGAGAAUGAUGGAAGACGCUCAGAGUCUAAACAAGAGGCCAACGAAAAGGAAGCUAUUUAGUCUCGCACUUAGGGUAUUCGACCCACUAGGACUAAUCUCACCAGUAACGCUGGUAGCAUAA
This is a messenger RNA of Daphnia magna, 1194 nucleotides long. RefSeq lists its product as uncharacterized. The transcript has a single exon. The record is from RefSeq and is a predicted model, not a curated record. NCBI's taxonomy places the organism in Eukaryota, Metazoa, Arthropoda, Branchiopoda, Diplostraca, Daphniidae. Bases 1 to 1194 code for a protein of 397 amino acids.